AUGAGUGCCAGUUCUAUCGAUGGAAACGAAUUUAAUUUGGCGCAUCUUAUGCCAAAAGUUGAAACACAACAGUUAAAACUGACUUGUCUGGAAGGUACGAAGUUUCAGGAACAAUUCUUGACAAAGUAUCCAGAAUACGAUGGUAGAGGCAUUAUCAUCGGUAUACUAGAUACGGGUAUUGAUCUCUCACUUCCCGGAUUGCAGGUAACGAGCCAUGGUCUUCGAAAAGUUAUUGAUGCAGUGGAUUGUACAGGAGCUGGGGAUGUUGACACUUCAACGGUGCGGACCGCUGUCGAUGGAUAUGUUGUUGGACUUACUGGGAGAAAACUGAAGAUUCCAGAAACUUGGGUUAAUCCAAGUGGUAAGUAUCAUUUAGGAAUAAAACCGAUAUAUGAACUGUAUAACAGGACUUUGCUGGAAAGAAUAAAGAAAGAAAGAAAGGAAAGGUUUUUUGAUAGCGGACAAAAGUUGGCAAUGGCCGAUGCUAUGCGUCAAUUGGUUGCUCAUGAAGAAGCAGUUGGUGGAACAUCUGACAAAAUAGCGGAUAAAGAAGACAGAGAUGAACUGUGCAGUCAGGUCGAAAUACUUAAAAAUAUGGAGAAAAUGGAAGACCCAGGGCCAGUAGCGGAUUGUGUUGUCUUUCAUGAUGGCAAACAAUUCAGAGCUUGUAUAGAUGUUUCGUAUCGUGGACGUUUGAAUCUAGCUCCUUUGCUUAGCAGCUACCGUGAUAGUGGCAAGUAUUACAAACUCUCUGAUCACGAUAUGCUGACAUUCUGUGUUUCUAUACAUGAUAAUGGUAAUUUGUUGGAAAUAUGUGUUCCAUCAGGAACUCAUGGAUCUCAUGUCGCAAACAUUGCCGCUGCUUACUUUCCUAACGAAAAGGAGAAAUCUGGAUUAGCUCCUGGAGCUCAAAUAGUUUCAUUAUGCAUUGGUGAUCAUCGACUUAGAUCAAUGGAGACGGGAACUGCGCUAACAAGAGCUCUAAGUCGCUGCGCUGAUUUGGGUGUGCAUCUCAUCAAUUACUCGUAUGGUGAAGCAACCAGCUUUUGUGAUUCUGGGCGAAUUAUUGAAGCUGUAAACAGACUAGUACAUCGACAUGGGGUGUUGUUUUUUUCAUCAGCAGGAAACUGGGGUCCAGCUCUAUCAACCGGUGGUUGCCCUGGCACUACUACUACAUCAGUGAUAGGGAUCGGUGCAUAUCUUUCAACAACAAUGAUGGAGGCAAUGUAUAGUAUGCGUGACAAAAUACCUCCAACACUAUAUCCGUGGUCUUCAAGGGGUCCAGCAGCUGAUGGAGCAUUAGGUGUAUCAGUAUGUGGUCCUGGUGCGGCUAUAACAAGUGUUCCUAAAUUUGCGUUAAAAGCUGGUCAGCUAAUGAAUGGUACAUCAAUGAGUUCACCAAAUGUCACAGGCACAGUAGCAUGCUUGCUUAGUGGUUUAAAAGCACAAAAUAUAGCAUGGAGUCCAUAUUUUAUUCGUUUAUCUUUGGAAAACACAGCUCGCUUGUUAAAAGAUCAAAGUCGUUUUGCGAUCGGUAAUGGAUUAAUCAAUGGCAUUAAUGCACGCGGAAUUUAUUUACGUGAACGGUUUCAAACAUGCUCCGUUAACACUUAUAAUAUCGCCAUAAAACCAUAUUUUAAGCCAGAAUCAGAUAACGAUGUGAAAAUAGCAUUUGAGAAGCAUUUAGUAUUGACUUGUGACGCAUCUUACGUAAAAUAUCCAAAGCAGUUUACAUUAAUGCAUCAAGAGAGAGAUUUUGUAAUCACAGUAGAUCCACUCAGUCUUGAAGUUGGCAUUGCUCAUUUCACUGAGAUAUGCGCUUAUGACUCAAAAAAUAUAUCACUUGGACCCUUGUUCCGCAUACCUAUUACUGUGAUUGUUCCAGUAGUUUUGGACAAUAAUUCUGGAUAUACAUUCAGGCGAAAAUUACAGUGCAAACCAGCUUAUCCAGAACGAUUUUUUAUCCAUGUUCCUGACAACGCUGAUUGGGCUCAUCUGAAAUUAUCAUCUCUUGGCUGUCAUUUGCAAACAAAAUAUGUCGCACAUGUUAUUCAACUUUUACCGGAUACCGCUUAUAGUUCUACUGAAUUUCAUAAAGUAACACUUACACUGGAGCCAAAUCAGCAGGAAGAUUUUGCUGUAGAAUUGUACGGUGGUCGUACAAUGGAAUUUUGCAUAUCGAAAUGGUGGAACAAUUUAGGAGAAGCAUCUCUAGAAGUUGAAUUAAUUUUCCAUGGAGCUAUACCGUUUCCUUCUACAAUCAGUAUAUUUUCAUCCGAAUCGCCAUUUCAUUUUGAUAUUCAUAAUUCAAUAAUGCGGUUUGAAGAUGUACGACCAUCUUUAACAUUUCGCUAUAUAUGCUUACCAUUUCGUCCCAUAGAAGCAAGAAUACAGCCUUUGGGAUCCCGUGAUCUUUUUUUCAACGGACUGCAAACUUAUCUGCAGAAAACGAGUGAUGGCUACGUUGAAUUGCCUGGUAUUACUGACUACCUCUAUGAAAGUGUAUUUGACGAUGUUAAUAUCAUGGUUUUUUCCGGCACAAAACAGUAUAUUGGAAGCAGUGGUUCUUUUCCAGAUCGAUAUUUGCUGAAAUUGGAAAAAGGUGACUACCGUAUUCGUGUUCAGAUUAGGCAUGAAAACGCAUCCUUUUUAGAAAAGUACCGAGACGCAGUGUUAAUUUUACAACUGAAACUGCCAUCAGCUAUCACUUUUGAUUUAUUUUCAAAUUACAAAAGUGCUGUGCAAGGUGAAGGGAAGAAAUUCGGUAUCAGAAAAAUGAAACCAGGUGAAAUGACUACUGUUUACGUGGGCUCGUUACCAGAAGAAAAGCUACCGAAAAUUGGUUGGCCGGGGUGCUAUCUUUUGGGAUCAUUAAGUUUAGCAGAUAUGGAAGCAGCUCGAUCUAAUGUGCAGUAUCAAGCGACUUACACUUUUUCGGAGUGGAACCGGAAAUCAGUCAAGACUGUCUCGCCAGUUACAUUAGUAAAGAAAGAAGAUGUUGCACCUGAUUCUAUUCAGGCAAUGAAAGAAUCUUUGCGUGAUUUUCAUGUGCAGUGGAUAUUUAAAUUGCAUGAUGUUGCCGAAGCAACUGACUUGUAUAAUCGGUUCAUUGCUGAAAACCCCAACAACUUGCCUGUUAUGUUGGCGCAAUUAAAACGUCUGUUCAGCAACAAGAAUAAAACAAAUUACCACAACCAAAUUUUGGAACUGGUGGAUGCUAUCUUAAAUCUAGCUAAACCAGAUGAAGUUUUGAAAUAUUUGGGUUCUAAACAUGAGAGCAAUGAAAAUGGUGUCGCCUUGAAGACGGAAAUGGAGAAUCGUAAAUUGGCUAUUAUCGAUGCUCUAGUGGUAAAGUCAGAAUUGUUAGCUGAUGCACAUUUGACAAUUAGUACUCAAGAAAUACCAAAAGCAUUUAGGCACGGUUUGAAUCUUGAUAUCGCUGCAAAACCUGAUAAAUCUAACCUAGCAACCGAGGAACAUACGAGAAAAUCGUCAGUUAGCGAUUUUCAGUUUGUCGAAAAUAUGAAAAAGAAAGAUGCUGUGGAUGAUAACGUGAGUGGAGCAGGUGAGUUAUUGUCAUUAUUGGAAUUAGAUCCAGCAGUUGAUACAUCGUCACAAGCCCUUGAAACAGUUGAAUUGGAUCAGCCCAAAAUACCUAUCAAAAUUACAUUGGAAGAUAUGGAUGUCGCAUAUUAUGAGACAUUGAAAUGGCUGGAAGCCACUGAUUCUAAGGUUUUAAUAUUGUCAGCAAAGCAGGCUGUUGCUCAUGCCCAUUAUGCUCGAGCACUGAAAUUUCUGCGGAAAGCCUGUGAAGAAAAGAGCAUGACAAAUAAUGUGGUGUUAGAAGCUGCAGUUAUUGAGCUUGUUGAACAACUCGGUUGGGUGCAUAUUGCAAACAAUCUUCGGAAUCAAAUCAUUGUAAAAUAUCGCAACGAUUAUCGGCUCUUUUGA
Molecule: messenger RNA, 3951 nt
Organism: Thelazia callipaeda (thelaziosis nematode)
Lineage: Eukaryota; Metazoa; Nematoda; Chromadorea; Rhabditida; Thelaziidae
Source: the annotation of a GenBank genome assembly